UUUUACAAAAUGUUGGUGUCAAACCAUUUUAAUUCUUAACUUUGAUUCAAACAAAUUAUUCAGUGAGAUCAUUUCAAUCUUACAUUUUAAGAAAAAAUAUGUUCUAAUUUGCAUAAAUUCAGGGAUGCAUCUAAGCUCCUCCUCCUAAAUCCCUCAUUCGCCACUCCACAUCUGGCUUCUAUGAGAAAAUGUUCCAAUCUUGAAUUGCCAAAGUCUUAAGUGGAAUGUAAAAAGGGGGAGUGGGAGAAUGAAAGUGAGGAAAAGAGAAAGGAAAACAACAUAAUACAGCAACAAAAGGAGACAAAGAACCCUUCUGCAAGAAGGAUAAACAGGCUGAACACUGAGAAAAAUUUACUUUAACAACCAACCAGGAAAGAAGAAUGAGCAACUAACGAAAAGUAAAGGAACGAAAAGAUAAUCUUCUGGAAAAAUUUUCCCUGCUGAUACAGCAGUUGGUCAAAGUAUGGCACUGUGUCCCUUCUGCAGGACAGCAUCAGGACUAGUGAAAAUAGCCAGAAUUCAAAUCCUUCUUGGCUGUUUUGUACUUUGUCUUAUCAUCUACUUCCUCAAUGCAUAUAAAGUUUCAAGCGGUGUUAAAUCCGUGGGAAUGGAAAGAACAAGAAUGGUGAAGGAUAUGACUGUAGUCAAGGCUGCACAACCACAAACUCCUCUAGUGACACCAUGGGGGGCUCCCUUAGUGUGGGGUGACAUCCAUAAAUCCUCAUGGAGAAGGGACAAACUCGUGGAAAAGGGAAUCCACAUUGGCCUUUUGGUGCUGGUGGUGGGAACCUAUGCCCAGUUUGUGCACCGUUUCCUCUCCUCAGCUGAAACUUACUUUCUUCCAGAUCAGAUGAUCACAUAUUACAUUCUCACGGACAAUCCCCGCUCCCUUGAUCCUGCAAUCGAGCUUGGGCUCGAGCGACAGAUAAAAGUGAUUCCAAUUGCCGAGGUGCCUGGGUGGGACAGGUUAUACCAUCGCAGAAUGGCUCUUGUGGCCGACACCAUCAAAAAUACGGCUCGCAGCGAGGUUGAAUACAUCUUCUGUGCUGAUGUUGACCAAGCAUUUGUUGGCCCAGUGGGGGAAGAAAUCCUUGGAGACCUGGUGGCUACAUUACACCCAGAACUCUUUGGGAUGCCUCGAAGCUCAUUCCCUUAUGAGGCCACAGAGGAAUCAUCUGCUUACGUAGAGGAGAAUGAAGGGGACUACUACUAUUCAUCUGAGCUGUAUGGUGGAUUGGUAUCUGAGGUGUACAAACUGGCUCGCAUGUGCUCUUUGCUCAUUCUUCAGGACAGAGCAAAUAAAGUAACACCUAGAGGCCUGGAGGAAAGCUACCUGAACCGUUAUCUGAUCGACCACAGGCCAACCCGCGUGCUGUCCCCAGAGUACAGCUGGUGGGACUCGACCCUAGCUGGUCGUGUUCCUCGUCAGAGACUAAUAUCUAUAGGAAGACAAUGUGAGGCUUAUGACAUCCAGAUGAAAGAGCAACACAAAUGCUAAGCAAAAACAAACUCAGCUGUAGAGGGAUUCUCCAGCAAAUCAUUGAUUGGGUAGGGAAACCAAAACAGACAGCAGAUGAAGAGACAAGAUAGUAAAGAUCUUGAUGACAUUCACAGCUUUCAUCAGAUUUUAAGUACAACCUCACAAAGGCAACCUCGACAGUGUGCAGCGAAUUAAAGACCAUUUGUGGUCGGCAGCGCCUUUGUCUCUCUGCAGCCUCUCCUUAGCCUGUCUCUUUAAACAAAGCACUGUCCUCUCCAUUAAUGUCAGCCUCAGAGAUAUUGUCCCAGCAGCUUUGUGGUCAACAGCGAUAAGAGUAAACAGUGUAAGUGCACACUCUCCUCACAGUGACCAAUCAUUAACUAGAAGAGCUGCUAUUUCGAGGUCUUUAAAGACCAGGUGGGUGAAAGCAGAAGCAACAUCAUGUCGUCUGUGUCUGCCAGGUCUCAAAUGCCCCUGAAAUUAAACAAAAAUCAAAUUAAACCUGUGUCAUAACCUAGCUGGAAUAAAACGUAAUGUCAGUUAAGUGGACUUUGGUUGUUAC
This is a messenger RNA of Oryzias latipes (Japanese medaka), 2042 nucleotides long. Its product is annotated as globoside alpha-1,3-N-acetylgalactosaminyltransferase 1-like. Gene Ontology annotation, cellular component: membrane; vesicle; Golgi apparatus. Gene Ontology annotation, molecular function: hexosyltransferase activity. NCBI's taxonomy places the organism in Eukaryota, Metazoa, Chordata, Actinopteri, Beloniformes, Adrianichthyidae. Gene Ontology annotation, biological process: carbohydrate metabolic process. The record is from RefSeq and is a predicted model, not a curated record.